Messenger RNA from Bolinopsis microptera, 674 nucleotides. RefSeq lists its product as uncharacterized. Lineage: Eukaryota; Metazoa; Ctenophora; Tentaculata; Lobata; Bolinopsidae. Bases 123 to 674 code for a protein of 183 amino acids. The record is from RefSeq and is a predicted model, not a curated record. The transcript is spliced from 5 exons.
CCAAUUUCCGGACCCCAGCCCGACUAAACAGUGGAGCAGGUCUGCACAGUACCCCUGCACUUGGUCACCAUGGUAACCUGGCUGGGUUCAACACUCCGGGUAGGAGACUACCUCAUCUUCUCAUGUCCACCCCCGGCAACAGCUACUCUCUCCAUAUAGAGGAUAUGGACGCAUCAGAAGCUAAAACUCCUGCUACUGGCAAGAGACGACUCACUCCGGACAAGAACCCACUGUUUAAAAACUCUCAGUUCGCUGCUUCCCCCUUCAUUUCACCCAUCCCUAAAUCUCUCUCUUAUAUCAAGCGUCACCCUAAAUGUCCUAAAAGAAGCCGAACAGACGGAGGGAUGGAACGAGGAAUAAUGACUGGUGGACUCUCACCAGGGAGGAAAAGAGAAGGACCAAUGUUGUCACCAGCUUUAGAUUCGCCUGAUACCCUCUUUUCUCCAGCUAGUAGUUUACCCUCUCCUGUUGGCAGUAAUCUUGAUUCUCCCGCUAGCAGUGAUACCUCACCAGAUGGUCUCAUUGUCAAGGCACAUUUUCCAAUGGAGUCGUCUCGUAUAGAGAGCGGAACGGACAUCAGUUCGGACGGAGAAAGAGAAAGAGAAUGUAAGACUAAGAUGGUGCAGUUUGGGUUGCAGGCUGGAAUACAGCCCCUUGACAUCAGCAGUGUUUAA